AUGCCUGGCCGCAUUGAGGUGCCAUUCUUGUAUCAGACGAGGACUAUCCUUCGUCGGCCCGGUACAACAGUCCGGCUAUCACCGCGAAGAUAUCUGGCUACUCAAAGCCAACAAGACAUUCCCAGCAAGGAUAAUAUAUCUCCAUCGCCAUACAAUGCAGAGUCCUUCCUCAAGCAAAAAGCACGACAAGCAGGUGGCUUAGCUGCAGCGCCCGAAUCACUCCCAGAGAUUUUCGAUACAGGGAUAGACUCAACUAUUACUACUACCGAGCGAAGGGCCUUUGAGUCGAUUCUGCGCCUGAACCCAAAACAGUCCGAACCAGUGAGCGUAAACGACCGAUCACCAUACGACGACGCUCAUGACACCGACGUCGAAAGUAUCCUUGACAUCUUCAGGUCUUCACUCAGAGGCUACCAUGGCGAACAGGGGCCAAAGGCCGCACAUCACCAGCAAGCCGACACCCCUGAACCUUCAGCGGCCAUGCCACAAGCAUCACCCAAUGUGGAGACCGCGCAGAGGGUGUCACAGACGCUUUCAUCGCAGCCAGAACCAGACCGACUCGACGAAACUCCAGAGCGUUCACAGACUGCCGUGUUCGCACCUUUCCCGGCAUCUCGCUCUUCCAGCCAGGCCGUUCAUCCAGCCGCAGAAUUAUACCCAAAACCGAAGCAGGAUUCCGACAUUACUGAGCGCCUACAGGUCGACUGGAUUGACGAGCCCACCCAACAGGCCAUGCGCAAACAUAUAAGUGAAAUCGCUACAGCUCUCCAGGCAGCAGCAACCUCAACUACUCAACGUGGCGACCUUGCCAUGUGGUCCGUCUGCGAAUCUCAGAUCUUUUCGCUCGCAGGCCAGCUACAAGACCGGCCCAAGCAAUCCCAACUCAUUAUUCUGCACCACGUAUACCCAUCAGCCCUUCUCCUCGCUCUACGCCUAUACAUCAAGCACUUCCCUUCAUCACCACUUGCGCAUAACCUCCUCCCACGCAUUCGCUCAUUUGGACACACAUCAUACGUCCUCGGUGCGAGCCCUCAGUUCUACAACUCCCUCAUGUCCCUAAUAUGGCAGACGCGCUCGACUCUCCGCGAGGUCGACAGCCUCCUAUCGGACAUGGAGCGAGGUGGCGUCGAGCUGAACGAGGAGACGUACCGUGUUCUCCGACUGAUUGAGGACGAGCGCGCGACUGAUCUAGAACAGUCGCUGGAUGCUUCUACUGGUACAGUGAGGGGAAGCAGGGGCGGCGCGUGGUGGAAGAGGCAUGAGCAGAUGUUUUGGUUCCCGCGAAUUCUGGACUGGUUGGGCGUAGUGUCUAAACGGCUCAAUAUGAGGGAGAUUGAGGCUGGACGGGGUUGA
Molecule: messenger RNA, 1353 nt
Organism: Exophiala viscosa
Lineage: Eukaryota; Fungi; Ascomycota; Eurotiomycetes; Chaetothyriales; Herpotrichiellaceae
Exons: 1
Coding region: 1-1353 (450 amino acids)
Cellular component (GO): mitochondrion
Source: RefSeq, a predicted model, not a curated record